Molecule: messenger RNA, 822 nt
Organism: Ilex paraguariensis (yerba mate)
Lineage: Eukaryota; Viridiplantae; Streptophyta; Magnoliopsida; Aquifoliales; Aquifoliaceae
Source: the annotation of a GenBank genome assembly
AUGACUUUUUCAGACGAAGAUAUUUUGGAUUUAGCGGGGAAAUGGUUCAUGAUAGGUUUUAAUGCAUUGUUAGGUGCAAUAAUUGCAAAAAUAAUAAUUGCUGUAGUGCUUGAAGUAAUUGGAUGCUUGAAGAAAGCAGGAAUAGCCUUUCAUGCAUAUGCCCCGAUCAAUACCACGGAUCAGGAAUCGCUUCUGGGAGAUAUUGCAAUUCCUCCUAGGAGCGAAAGCUUUGUGGUGGCUAUACCACCUGAUGACCAAAGAGCUCAGGGCCCUCGGGUCCAUGGAACUACCAUGGAGAUAUUUCGCAGCACAAUUGCCAAAGGAAAACCCAAAAGGUUUUCACGUCGGCAACUUGAAGAAUUCACUCAAAACUUCACCACUGAAUUGGGUUCUGGUGCUUUUGGAGAAGUGUUUAAAGGAGAGUUCCCAGAUGGAGUGCAAUUUGCUGUCAAAAAGCUUAAUAACAACCCGGAUAGCAGAAUUGAAGAACAGUUCAUGGCCGAAUACGAGCCAGAAUUAAGACCAACGAUGAGCACUGUGGUGACGAUGUUGGAAGGAGGAAUGGAAAUCACUCCACCUCCAUAUCCAAAAUUUCAGUAUUUGGAAUCUUUUUUUGAACGAAAUGGAUCGGUCAGCGGAGGCAAUGAAAUCUCAGAUCCUCUACCAUCAGCAACGAGAACUUCUGACCAUCCAGUUCCAACACUGUGGGAUAGUGGCAGCUCAAUUUUUUCAAGUAGUAUGUCGUCGUGUUUUUUUAUAGCAUUAUCUCAUAGCUUCCCAUGUGAUGGUUUGGGUCGAAAGGUUGUUUGGGAAAUCUUAUGA